UUUUCCUUUCUUCCCGAAAUUUCCCCUAACCCUAACUUGAGUCUCUUUCUGUCUCUCUUUUUUCUCCCUUUCUUCCUUUUCUCCCUUCCUUCUCUUGGACUGGUACGGGUAUACCAGUAUCCCUUGCUCAAUCAACUUCCUCUCCUCUCUCGCCUUUGAUUGAUCGCAAGUAAUCGCCUUCCUCUAAUCUGCCAACCACUCCUUAUAAUUCCUUUAAAAUGUCCUCGACGGCAGCAAACAUUGGGACCCUUGACUUCUCAACCGCUCUGAGCGUCUUAGAGAAGGAAUAUCGGAGAGAUGGCUUAGAUGUCCAUUCUCUCCUUGAUUCCUCCAAACGUGGGGGCUUGACAUACAACGAUUUUCUCAUCCUUCCGGGUUAUAUUGGAUUUCCGGCGUCCGAUGUGACCCUCGAUUCGAAAAUCACUAAGCGGGUUUCGCUCAAGCUUCCAUUGGUUUCUUCUCCAAUGGACACUGUAACUGAGGAACAGAUGGCUAUUUUCAUGGCGCUUCUCGGUGGUGUCGGUGUUAUUCACCACAAUUGCACUGCUGAGGACCAAGCGGAGAUGGUGAGAAAGGUCAAAAAAUACGAGAACGGGUUUAUCUUGGAUCCCGUUGUUAUGAGUCCCAAGAACACUGUCGGAGAUGUUAGAGCGGUCAAAGAAAAGCAAGGAUUUGCUGGAAUUCCAAUCACUGAGGACGGUCAUCUCCACUCAAAGCUUAUCGGUAUCGUCACCAUGCGUGACAUUCAAUUCCAUAGGGACAACUCUACGGCUCUUUCGGAGGUCAUGACCACCGAGCUACUUACCGCUCCGGAAGGGAUUAACUUGUCCGAAGCCAACGAAAUCCUUCGCUCUUCGAAGAAGGGAAAGCUCCCAAUCGUUGACCAGGCUGGUAAUCUCACCGCACUCCUCUCCCGCUCUGAUCUGAUGAAGAACCUUCACUUUCCUCUCGCUUCCAAGCGCCCUUAUAGCAAGCAAUUGCUGUGCGCUGCGGCCAUAGGUACCCGGGAGGAUGACAAGGCUAGACUGAAAAAGCUUGUCGAGGCUGGCUUGGACAUUGUAAUCUUGGAUAGCUCCCAAGGUAACAGCAUGUAUCAAGUUUCUAUGAUCAAGUGGAUCAAGCAGGAGUUCCCCGGCAUUGACGUCAUUGCUGGAAACGUUGUCACCAGAGAACAGGCUGCAAACUUGAUUGCCGCCGGCGCCGACGGUCUUCGUAUUGGUAUGGGAUCUGGGUCAGCCUGCAUCACUCAGGAGGUCAUGGCAGUUGGGCGCCCCCAGGCAGCUGCUGUUCACAGCAUUUGUGAGUUUGCCAGCCGUUUUGGUGUCCCUUGCAUCGCAGACGGAGGCAUUCAGAACGUUGGUCAUAUAGUGAAAGGUCUAGCUCUUGGCGCUAGUACUGUUAUGAUGGGCGGUCUCUUGGCUGGAACGACUGAGUCACCUGGCAAGUACUUCUUGAGUGCUGAGGGUAAGCUUGUUAAAGCCUACCGUGGAAUGGGUAGUAUUGAUGCAAUGGAGAGCAUGAAGACCGGGGAUAAUGCUGCCACUGGAAGAUAUUUCUCUGAGGGUGACAAGAUCCGUGUUGCUCAAGGUGUAAGUGGCUCUGUUUUAGACCGUGGCUCGGUAACGAAGUUUGUCCCAUACCUUCAGGCUGGCCUUCAGCAUUCUUUCCAAGAUAUUGGGGUUCAGAGUAUUUCUGAGCUUCAACAGGGCGUCAAUUACGGUAUUGUCCGUUUCGAAAUCAGAACUGUCUCCGCUCAAGCAGAAGGAAAUGUUCAUGGGUUACACGAUUUCAACAAGAAACUGUACUCCUAGGCUGUGUUUAUCAUUGCUUCUCCAUAAUCACUUCAUUUGGGUUUUACGGUGUAUGUCGGGUUGGGAUCAAAAGUUCAGUAUUUUUUUUUGUUUAGGAUGGAUGAAUAGAAGUGUUAUUCUCAAAA
Molecule: messenger RNA, 1936 nt
Organism: Tuber melanosporum (Perigord truffle)
Lineage: Eukaryota; Fungi; Ascomycota; Pezizomycetes; Pezizales; Tuberaceae
Exons: 4
Coding region: 219-1811 (530 amino acids)
Biological process (GO): GTP biosynthetic process
Cellular component (GO): cytoplasm
Molecular function (GO): IMP dehydrogenase activity
Source: RefSeq, a predicted model, not a curated record